AUGACGCCCACUGUGAAGUAUAAGGUUGCGCAUUCGAAUAAGCUUGGAAGGUAUCUCGUGACAACUAAAAACAUAGCGCCAGGAGAAGUUAUUAUUCGAGAGGAACCGAUCGCGGUUGGUCCGAUGAUAUACAAAAAGGAUUGUUUUUGCUUUGCCUGUAUGCGCAUGUUGCCAAAAAUUGGCGAAGAAAAACACUACAUUUGUUCCAGAUGUAACUUUGCACCGUUGUGCAGCGUAGCAUGUGAGAUACGAACGAAUCAUCACAUAAAUGAAGAAUGCCAAAUAUUUAAGGAUAAUCAAGAUCUAUUGGCGGAAAGCAAAAUUGAUGCGGCAGGAAUUUUACUAGCCUUACGGCUAUGGCUAAUAAAACACAAGAAUCCAGCUGUAUGGGAGAAAAUAGAUCAUAUGGAAGCUCAUUUGGAUAAAAGGAUUGGUACAUCCAUUUGGAACGACAGAGAAGUCAAUGUUGUAAAUGUAAUCCGAAAGAUUCGCAUGCCUAAUGAGAUUGAGCCGCCAAGUACGGAAUUAAUGCAGAAAUUGUGCGGAAUUUUGGAUGUGAAUGCCUUCGAAUUGCGAUCACCUGACUCUCUUGAUGGUCUUGUUCUGCGAGGUUUAUACAUCGAAGCGACCCUGAUGGCUCAUGACUGCAGAGGCAACACUCACAUUACUGUGGAUAACAAUUUUCUGUUGACCGUUUAUGCGAGCGUAGCGAUCAAACAGGACGAAGCUAUUCUUUUCAAUUAUACCUCAUCGCUGCUAGGUACAGCUGAUAGAAAAGAUUAUCUUCGAAAAGGAAAGUAUUUUGAAUGCGAAUGCUCUCUAUGUAUAGACCCGUAUGAAUUGCAGUCACAUAUGAGUAGUGUACUAUGCCCGCGCUGUAAAAAAGGAUUUGUAGGUAUACAAGAUACUUCUAUCAUCGAUCCAUAUGAGCAAAGUCGAUGGCAGUGUCAGGUGUGCAAGAGGACCUAUGGUGGUCAUCUUAUUAGAGCUACAUUGAACAUAUGCAGAACGCUCAUCGACGAAUGCGAGGACACUGAUAUAAAAAAAAUAGACAACUUACUUAAGAGAUUAUCCCGAUCGCUGCAUACAAAUCAUUUCCUAAUGUUGUCUUUAAAACAGAAGUUAUUGACAGCCUGCAGAAAAGAAAUAACAUCUCCUAAUCCUCAAAAAAAGAUUAUACAAAAAAUGUUAGAUACGUGUAAGGAAGUCUGUAAUGUUUUAGAAAUAGUAGAACCUGGCAUAUCACGUUUAAAAGGCAUAAUGUUAUACGAGAUGCAUUUACCUGUAAUAAUAUUGGCAAAUCGAUCUUAUUCCGCGCGUGAAAUCUCUUCAACGCAGUUGGCCUGUCAACUGGAAGAGGCAAGGAAUCUUCUAAAAAAAGCUCUAACUAUGCUUCUUUUGGAACCGCCAACUACGCCAGAAGGAAAAUUGGUAAAGAGAGCGCUGGAAGAAUUACGAACGUUAAAUCAGAAUAUAAGCGACGUUAAAUCUCUACCAUCAGAAGAGUCCAAAGCUCAUGUGCGUACAAUGAGAAAACAUCGUAAAAAAAUCAAAUAAUCACAUCUUAUUCCAUCCCAACAUAUUUUUAAACUGAUAUUGAAGAUAAUUUAUAAUUUUUCUUGUAAAAAAGACAGUAUCAAAACAACAUAUUGCACACACACACACACACACACACACACACACACACACGCGCGCGCGCGCGCGCGCGCGCGCACAUAUAUACA
Monomorium pharaonis (pharaoh ant) is the source of this 1724-nucleotide messenger RNA. Its product is annotated as SET domain-containing protein SmydA-8. Gene Ontology annotation, molecular function: protein binding. The record is from RefSeq and is a predicted model, not a curated record. Bases 1 to 1557 code for a protein of 518 amino acids. NCBI's taxonomy places the organism in Eukaryota, Metazoa, Arthropoda, Insecta, Hymenoptera, Formicidae. The transcript has 7 exons.